This is a messenger RNA of Strongylocentrotus purpuratus (purple sea urchin), 2722 nucleotides long. Its product is annotated as transcription factor CP2. Gene Ontology annotation, cellular component: nucleus. NCBI's taxonomy places the organism in Eukaryota, Metazoa, Echinodermata, Echinoidea, Camarodonta, Strongylocentrotidae. The coding region runs from base 162 to 1733 and encodes 523 amino acids. The record is from RefSeq and is a predicted model, not a curated record. The transcript has 15 exons. Gene Ontology annotation, molecular function: DNA-binding transcription activator activity, RNA polymerase II-specific; RNA polymerase II cis-regulatory region sequence-specific DNA binding. Gene Ontology annotation, biological process: regulation of transcription by RNA polymerase II.
UUGCUCCACCAUACUAUAAAAACAACGUAUACUAUUUCGAACAAGAAGCUAACUUUUUACUGACUUCGGGCUGUAAAACUCCUAUAUUUCCAAGUUACAAGUGACUACACGCAGAAAGAAGGCAUUGUCUAGGCCAUAACUACUCAUAAAUUUAAUUAAUCAUGGCUUGGAGUACUAGCGCUCUCCACGUAGAUGAUGGACUUGCUGAAGAUUUUGCAUCGAAUUUGUCGGGUUUGGGAACUGAGCUUGGCACGGGAGCCUACAACAUGAGUGAGGUGUUAGCUUUGCCUAUGUUCAAACAAGAAGUAAUCGAAGGACGAGUUGGUACAGACCUACCAACCACUCUUGAGAAGGCAUUUGGGGCUUUUUCCUCAAUCCACCAAGUUGCAGUUGCUGAAGACGAAGAACAGUCCAGUUUCCAGGUGAUUUUAAAUGCAGCCACAUCACCUGCCACGAAAGUCAACGAAGACACCUUAACAUACCUCAACCAAGGCCAGUCCUAUGAACUCAAAAUAAGAAAGCUGGGAGCUAAGGAUUAUGAAGGCAAAUUAUUCAAGAGUGUGGUCCGAGUACUGUUCCAUGACAAGAGGUUGCAGUACACCGAACAUGCACAGAUUGACGAAUGGCGGACGAAUCGACCGGGCGAGAGGAUAUUGAGGAUAGAUCUUCCGCUCUCAUAUAACAUAGUCAAAUACAACACUGCCUCACAGACUAUCAAUGAAGUGGAGUUCUUCUGGGAUCCCUCGUCGACAGUUGGUGUCUUUCUCCAGAUUCACUGCAUCAGUUCCGAAUUCACAGCCAAGAAACAUGGUGGAGAGAAAGGUGUCGUGUUUAGGAUACAGGUCGAUUCAUAUUAUGUGGAUGAUGAUGGUACGGAGAAACCUCUUCAUGCGGCUAGCUGUCAAGUCAAGGUCUUCAAGCCCAAAGGUGCAGACAGGAAACACAAAACAGAUAGAGAAAAGAUGGAGAAGAAAACGGACAAGCACAAAUACCAGCCCUCCUAUGAUUGUACAGUUCUCACCGAGUUGGCAGUUGCUAUACAGCAGACCGCCAAUGUUAGCAACAUCCAGGCUCAAAGCCCUGGUCUAGCAUACCAGAAUGAUAGCGGGAGAAGGAGUUUCUCAUCGUUAGACCAGUGCUACUCACCGUUGGACAAUACCUACUCAUCCAUAGAACAGAGCUUUGUCACUACUCCAGACAGAUCUCCUGCUCAAACUAACAACCAUGUUCUUUCACCCGAAGUAUCUGUUGCGGAAACACUCUCACCCUUAUAUCCACACUUCACUGCAGCUCAGACACAGGAAUGGCUGAAACAACAAAGAUUUGAAAAUUAUUGCAAACCCUUCCAGAAUUUCUCAGGUGCUGAUUUACUGAGACUAGCAAAGGAAGAUUUGAUUCGCAUCUUGGGCCCAGCUGAUGGUAUCCGACUCAACAACGCCUUACAAGAAAGACACAUCAGACCAAGAUUAACAAUGUACGUCUGUCAAGAAAGAGAACAAGUAUAUCAUGCCAUGUACCUCGAGAGACCGUUGGUGUCGGAACUGAAGGCCAAGUUAGCAGCAUUGUAUCACGUCGAUAGCGAACACAUCUCAAGAAUACUCAAGCAAGGAGUAGGGGGGAUCAGAGUGUUAGUCAGUGAUGAGAUGGUGCAGAACAUUGCAGAUGAGAGCAACUUCUCUCUAGAGGCCGUUAAAGAUCCCGAUGGAACGACGUAUACAAUCGUGAUGAAAUGAAGGCAAAUCUCUGCAGAAUUUUGAGAAAAUAACUUAUCUAGCGGAAGGAGAAGCCUUCAAUAUGGGGCGUUGACAUCCUCGGAAAAUGAUCAUGUACUUUGUCAAGCACUACUUCUCUUGAUGUCACGGCAUUGGUCAGUGGGUACGAAGCCAAAAUGAUUCUUGAUGUCACCAAGUGUUGCCACAAUCUCUGUGUAUUGAUGUCUGGUAUGUGCCAUAUCAACCGAGUUUCUGUUCCGAGGACAGCAUUUUGGAAAGCAGGACAAUCAACAGGAUGAAAGGUGGUAUUCUCGAAAGCGGACUAACUUUAGUCCAUGGUUUAAUCCUCCGACUAAGUAUGGAAUGCCAAGUGUCCAUAUGAAUAUGUUUUUGAAUAAUUUUAUCUGUCACUAAAUUAGAAUAAAAUGUUUUCAUUUAAUAAAUAUUUUGUAAUAGCAUAGUUAAUAACAAAUGUCAAAUUAUUCAAAAAUAUAUAUUCAUAUGGACACUUGGCAUUCCAUACCAUGGACUAAAGUAAGUCCGCUUUCGAGAAUACCACCAGAAGUGUUUCUCCAAAAUGAAAAUCAUCUUGAGCUUUUAUAAUAUAUGUUAUGUUGCCAUGAUUCUUAAAACACAUGUAGAACAGUGUUCAUGCAAGGGGUAUACUUUAUUUUCUGUAUCAUCAUCAUGUUGUUAAUGUAGAAACUGGAAAAGGGAUUUCCUGUGAAUGAUAUCGUUUGGGCGUUCAUGUACUUUUUAUACAUCGAUGGUGGUAUUCUGAACCAUGUCAAGUGAAAGUAUAUGAAUGGUCUGAACGAAUUGCAAUAAUACAGAAUAAACUUUGGUGCUGAUGGUGCACUUACUCUGACAUUGUUGUGAAUUUUCCCCAUACUUCAAGCACCUCUAAAGUGUUGGGAGCCCCAAAUUCGCCAAAAAUUUCACUUAAAUUGUAUCAUAAUGUGAAAGAGGAUAUUAUUUAAGACGCACUUCUGUAAAGAUCCCCCCCCCCC